This is a messenger RNA of Aspergillus piperis CBS 112811, 377 nucleotides long. RefSeq lists its product as uncharacterized. The record is from RefSeq and is a predicted model, not a curated record. The transcript has a single exon. Bases 93 to 329 code for a protein of 78 amino acids. NCBI's taxonomy places the organism in Eukaryota, Fungi, Ascomycota, Eurotiomycetes, Eurotiales, Aspergillaceae.
ACAGAACAAGCCUGAUACAAGCACAAUAAGGGCAGCUCAAGGAUUAGGGGUGAUUUAUUGGACCGGAGGGGAAGGGGGGUGGGCGAACUAAGAUGGGAACGGGAGAGGACGACAGCGGGAUCGGGGUGGCAAAUAGAGAGUUAGGGCGCAGACAGCGGAAAGAAGCAAAGGUUAGGGAGAGAAGUAAGGAAAGCAGAGGAGAAAGAGGAGAAGUCGGGGAUGAAGGAGCAGGCAAAGGAAAGAAUAGAGAGGAUGGACGAAGAGAGGAUCGAUUAGUUUGGUGGUCAGUCUGGGGCGAGGCACUGCCCAAAGAGGAAUCGACCGACUGAUCAUGCGAGCGCGGGGGAGGCAAAUGGGGCAAACGGCGCCUCGGGCGG